AUCGGAAUACCCGGAGUUCUGUGUCUUUAAUAGUGCGGAGCAACUAAUUAACUCUGCACUUUACGAACCAUUCGUCUACCCGCAGAGGGAUUCCCAAUGAGAAACCAUGACAAGAACCUGCAGGUCAGAUUAGACGACUGUCUGUGUUUGUUUGAUGACAACAGUAGCAAGCGACGUAUAUUAUCGAUUUCUUGGUAAGUUGUGUUAAGUGACUGUUAAUGUCAGGUCGUUGGUAGCAGGCAAGGCUAGAGAAAUUGGAUCGAAUACCCCAAUUAAUGUGUACCUCAAGUGAAGCUCACGUCCUUGUUUAUGUUGCCAUAAUUAAUAGAGUGACUUGCUAACCGGCUUAUACUUGAACGAAAAACUAUUCAACGCACAUUAAACCCUGAAACAUGCUGAAACAUGAAAAUACCGCGCGCCACGUACAAAGAGGACCUGUUUAUAUUCUAUCGUUGUGGAAUAAAGGUAAGAUGGAGUUCAAAGGAGGCUUCUUCACAGUAGAACCUCAGAACUGAGUGUCGUUUAUGUGUACAAUUUAUCUGUCAUCAGUCUCACAUUUCUACGGAGCGGUAUACUAAAAGCUAAAGAAUGUAGAGCAGCUGUAGUGCUUCGGGCUCGUCACGCAAUCUUUCCUCCUAGGAGUGCGUGACGGGCUGUAAGAAUGUUCCAGUUUGUGAUGUUUUCAAGGAAUGACCUUUAGGCAAAACGUUUAUAAAUGUCAUGACUUGGUGGAAAUAUUCAGAGUGGAUGUUUUUUAACCGUUAAAGCAAAUCAAGCAUUGGAGAAUCAGAACGAGAAAGGAUGUUACGAAGACGCGUAGCUUACGAAAUCAUCAGCUAACAUCAACAAAGGCAAGCUACAAGAGCAAGAUAAACGUGGAAGAAUUACUAGUGCGUUACAUGCGUUACGGAGCUGACCGGUCCAUUCACAGACGAGGAGAAGGUCAACUCGAUUUAACAGCUGUAAGCAUCAAAAGGACAGCUCUGAAGGGCCAUAAUGUUUUAUCUACUACAUGAAGUAUUUCUACGGGCUUCAACGUUGACUAAGGUGCCUGUGGAUCAGGUUCGGUUUAUAUUUUGCAUGUUAUUGUGCAUUCCACUGGGAGCUGUUUAUCGCGCUGUCUUACAUCCAAAAAGAGUUUCUCCACAGCUACGUUUGGUUGUAUCGUUAGUUUGGGGACUUUUGAUCGGCUGGAUCUGUUUCGCAAGCGAGCUGAUAAUACUGAUCGUAGUGAGUACACUUUGUUAUGGGUUAACAUGGAGUGUAAACCCAAAGGAAGUUCACAAGGUGGUGUUUGUAGUGUCGUUCUCCCUUUUGUUGGUGGCACAAAUAGCCCGGAUGAUCAUGGAAUACGGAGAUAACAAAUUUGACUACACCGGGCGGUUGAUGAUCAUCACUCAGAAAGUGACGUACUUGGCCUUCAGUGUACAUGAUGGUCUUGGAAGAAAAGAGGAUGAACUUACUAAAGAUCAAAAGGAACAAAGCAUUAAGCGCGUACCUUCACUGCUGGAAUACUUUGGUUAUACGUUUCACCACAGCAUGCUGUUAGCAGGUCCUGCAUGUACCUUCAGUGAUUACAUAGACUUCAUAGAGGGCCGCGAUAUCGCACGUGCUACAGAACAGAAAAUGAGACAGGAACCUUCCCCUGUGAAUGCUGUGUUAACCAAGCUCUCCUUCAGUCUCCUGUGCAUGGUUCUUUUCGCCUUUUUGUCAAAAAUACUUCCUUUCUAUCUCAAUGCAGAUCCCUAUUUCAUCGCCAAUAGCUCUUUCUUAUGGAGAAUAGCAUUCGUGUCUUUAUCUAUGAUGGUCGUAAGAUUGAAGUUCUAUUUUGCCUGGACAGUCGCGGAUGCAGGUAAUAACGCAUGCGGGCUAGGAUUCAAUGGCUAUGAUUCAAAUGGGAGAGAGCUCUGGAACCGAAUAACUAAUGUCAAUGCUCUGGAGGUUGAGAAAGCAACAAGUAUCAGGCACAUGGUCAACAACUGGAACAUACAAACCAACAUUUGGCUAAAGAGGCUUAUUUACGAGCGAGUUCCUUAUCAAAAGACUUUCUUCACAUUAGCUGCGUCAUGCAUAUGGCACGGAAUAUAUCCUGGCUAUCUCCUUACAGUUACAUCGGCUGGGAUGUUGAUGGUUGUAUCGAAAAAAGCAAGGCGUACUUACGGUCACGUGUUUCGUGACAUGUCUCCAAUCAAGACGCGCUUGUUUGAUUUUCUUUUAUGGCUCGUUUGUAACGCAUUCUUAAUCACGUACUGCUUUGUGUCGUUUGUGUUUCUACGAUUGGAUCUCGCGUUCACUUUCUACAGGUCAACGUACUUUAUUGGCCACAUUCUUCUGAUUGGCGGCCUCAUUAUCUUUAGCGUCGAGAGACCAAAGCCAUCCCAUGAAGCUAAAAAUGCUGACGUGUCAGUGACGUCACAGCACUCAAGCAAACCUGAGAUCCACACUAAUGUUCCUCUGCCCAGCGCGGCGAACAACAAUGCUUUACAUCGCGAUAAUCGCAAAUUAAAAUAACUAAAGUUAGUUUGCUUUCCUUUUGCAAAGUUUGUAUUAAUUAUAAUUGAAAAUUGCACUGCUUUUCUUUAAGUGCAAAAUCUAUUUAAAUUUUCGGCCGUCAUACAAGUGCCCCCCNCACACCCCUUUCCGAGGGUCACCAACAUGGCGUCUUCAUACAAAGCUCUAUAAGUUUGGGUUAAAUAUUUUUCUGAAGAAAUCAAGUAUUAAAAACCGUGAGACCUUAUUCUUGGCGAGGUUGUUUAUAUAUCAAUCAUAUCUCAGACUCUUGACUUAAUUUAUUGAGUGGCCUUCGGCCUUAUUUUUGAUGUCAUGAGAGUGAAAACCAGCAAUAGAGUAGGUUAUUUAGAAAAAAAAAAGUACAAAAAAAAAUAAUACGUUAUUUUUCAGUUGUGUGCCCAGUUACCUGGUCUAUGAAUGCAAACGAGGUUGGAGAUGACCUUGCUUUGAUACACACCUUUCUGCUUUUCUCAUCUAAAUGCAAACAAGUUAGCAUAAGAACAACUUGAUUUACACAACAAAAACAGCGAGGUCUAUAUCAAAGCAAGGUCACCUCAAGCCUCGCUGCCAUUCAAAGGCCAGGUCACUGAGCGGACAGUUGUACUGGCAAAUGGAAGCCAUGAUCGAUGACAAGUACAAAACUGCAUCUAAUGUUGUAUAUUUUCUUUUAAUCCAACCAUGCUGAAAAACUUUUGUUUGGCUAAUGGUACACUGCAUAUUUUCCUUUACAAAUCGGACUACUUACAUGAUAUAAAAUAAGUUACUUAAUUGACAAUAUAUUAAUAUCAGCUGACCAAGUUAUAAUAUAAAUUAAAUAUGACCGCCCUUAACACUGGUCCCGUUCUGUUAAACAAUAUUAUUUGUUGUAGAAAAAAUCGUAACGAGAUUACUUCUCAAAACAUGUUGAAACUUAGUAAAACCCUUGGUUAUGUA
Messenger RNA from Orbicella faveolata, 3444 nucleotides. RefSeq names its product membrane-bound glycerophospholipid O-acyltransferase 2-like. Gene Ontology annotation, cellular component: membrane. Gene Ontology annotation, biological process: lipid modification. Gene Ontology annotation, molecular function: acyltransferase activity. NCBI's taxonomy places the organism in Eukaryota, Metazoa, Cnidaria, Anthozoa, Scleractinia, Merulinidae. The record is from RefSeq and is a predicted model, not a curated record.